AUGAAAGCGCACACUGUCGCAUCAGGGACGGCGGCUGAUACAGUCGUGCCAUCGUAUGUACUGUACAGUCCACAGGGCUCGAAACCGCUUGCUGCUUUGGAUAUAGUGGGUGGAAGUGCCACUUGUUCCUAUGACAAAACUACAAGGUCACAACUACUUCGAAUAUCGCCGUCUUCUCACGUCUCCUUCUUGGCGACAACCGCGUCCCGCUCAAGGGGUGGCCACGGUAGUGCGGGGAUAAAGAGUGGGGGUCAUGGCUCGGCACUGGCGUCUCAACGUGUGAUUAUACUUCAGUUAUUCUGCGAGGAACCCACGCGCGUCGGUUUCACUCUAACGAUCGAGUUGCUUCUUCAGGACAGGAUGGGGAGGCGACGUAUAAUAUUUAGUAACAGCUUUCAGAAGCUGCAGCGCUGCGCGCAGCACGUUAAGGUUCCUCUGAAGUGUGCCACUCCUCGUGUGUGGUCCAACAUUGUGUUCGACGUCCCCCGAAUACAUGCUGCUCUUUAUGGGGACUCGGGCGGUCGUGUCUCGCCCCCCGAACUUUUUCAGUCUCGUAAGCUGCUCCAGUUCACGCUAACCUGCAGCAGCGUUUGUCGUGUCCGCCGUCUGUUGGGUAUGCCACAAACGCCCCCAAUAGAUCAGGAUGGCGUUGUAGAGGAUGUGCUCGCAGCAGAAUGGCCACUCUCUCUCCGACUUCCGGAGGAGGUGCCGGUCAAUUGGCGGAUCAUCCGUACAUGUGAGGAGGACUUCUUGGUUGAGCCACAACCGGAGCCUCAGCAGUUACCUUCGCAGGGGAUUGGGUGUGCAUCGACAGGGGGCACAGAGGAGCUACCUUACUGCCCAUUUGAGGCGUUCGAACAACUCGCUUCACCUGCCCCAAUUAAGAAUGGCAGCAGUGGCUCUCCACCGCUUUGCCCCCCGCGCACGCAGCCGUCCGUUGCAGCAUCUGUAGCUCAAACCUCAUCACCUUUAGCCGUUCUUUCUGCGAAAGACUCUGUAACAAGAGUUGCCAAGCAGCGACACCCUGGCACGUCCCUUCGUGUGGAUGGUCACCGUUUUAGUGGGGGAGGACCAUCUACACAUGCGGAUGAUCCUCGCCACUUUCCCUUCGCGGAAGUUAAUUUUGAUGGGGAUCGGCGGACCCGAGAGCAGCUUGCACAUUCUAACUUUUCCUCCGUACCGCGAGCCGGGGGGAACGUGCACGUUGUCGCAGAGCAGGGGCUGGUGGUAGGCUCUCGGUCUCUCCCGUUGGAGAGGAGAGCCCAAGUGCAGACAGGCGGGUUGAAAGCCACAAAGGUAUCGCAGCCUUUACAUUUGUCGAGUGCCAUAGAAAAUGUGGAAAGUACCCCUCAAAACCUGUUCAGCGCUUCUGAAGGACAGAAUUCACUCAACUUGAUGAGGGAACGCGUCAGACGCAUUCAGGAACUAAUUGGUGAGAGCAUAGUUUAUCCUGACCGGAGUUAUGGUUCAAACAGCGCGCUCAGCCGGGGCGAAACUGCUAGCGUGCCGCGAAUAGACGAUGAUGGGCUGGGGAAUGAAGUUCAAAAUGAGGUACCUCAUUCUUAUUCCUCCACUGAGCAGAUGACUUCCACGGUAGCGAGUUUCAACCACGGCGUGCAACAGCGUCUACCCUGUUCGCAACGGUCGCAAUCGAAAAGGGCCACAUCUGGCAGUGGCGUUGCCGCGGAUCCUGUUUACUCGACCGACGCCAGGGAGGUAAGAGGCGGGGGUAAAAAUUGCAACAACUGUGCUAGCCCCACCUGUGAUGAAACCGAUGAGGACGAGCGUUUUACCGUGAACAUCAUUCGCAUGUCGUCUUCCCGUGAUCAUCCAGCGAUCGUUGUCCCGGCGGAGAACACACCUGAACUUGACGCAAAGCCCCCCAUGGCACCACGCAGCAGCGUUCACAACGUAGACCGACUGUGUUUUGAUUCCUUCGACGCUGGUGGUUCAUUAUCUCCGCUACCUGAGGUGGGGGAACAGGGUCCAACGCUGGAGUGGAACGACCUUGGGGCCACACCGCAAGCGGAGAAGGAUACGCCUAUGGUUUCGUCUUCUCUUCUAACAACACCAGUGGAGGAGAGAUCGGGGCGAAAUGAGGGCAGAGUAGUAAUCAGGGCCGGGCGACUUGGUGGGCAUGCCGCGUUUGCACCGACGGGGGUGCCUCAAUCGACAUUCGCGACAAAUGAUGCUAUCGAAGGACCGUUAACGCAGACACCGACGCAAUCGUUGGAUCAUUCGGUCGUUACUUUCCACAGCUCCCAGCGAUACAACUCUGCUUUAGGAACGGCAACGACCACUGUUACACCGCUUCAUUCACAGCGGUGUGGUUGCAGUGUGGAUGAAGAGAGCAGCUUGAGUGCAGUAGAUUAUAGAAGAACUCCCGCAUCCGGUGGCACCGGCUUUGAUCCAAACCGCCGGUUCAUGGUCCUUGACAGCGGGCGCGGGGGCCUCGGCGACUGUGAGAACACUGCUCGCAGAAAUAGUUGCAGUAACUUCAUACCAAGGGGCCGGGAGGACUUAGUAUCGCGUUGUGCCUCACUUCCCCCUCUCUCGCCAACCCCGUCAGCGCACUCCCGACAUCAACAACAGACACCUUUUCCUACAUCGUCAGGCCGCAGCACGAUGCGACGGCCCGUUCGUAAUGGGGUCCCCAAUGCCGUCGCGGCGGAGCGAGCAACACGGGAGACUGAAGUGCGUGACUCUGGGGGACCGUUUGCAUCUUCUGGUUAUGUGUCCGCUGUCCACCCCACAGCAGUGACAAGUUGCGGUAAUGGCUCAAAGCACCGACAAGGAGCGCCCGCGGAGAAGGUUGAUGAAUACCUUGUGUUUGACCCGAUUCUGAAGUGUUACUUGGACAUUCGGUCUAACACAUACAUGACAGGUCCCACCCAAAUGCCGAUUUAG
Messenger RNA from Trypanosoma brucei brucei TREU927, 2907 nucleotides. RefSeq lists its product as hypothetical. The coding region runs from base 1 to 2907 and encodes 968 amino acids. The transcript has a single exon. The record is from RefSeq and is a predicted model, not a curated record. NCBI's taxonomy places the organism in Eukaryota, Euglenozoa, Kinetoplastea, Trypanosomatida, Trypanosomatidae.